AUGGCUCUGAACGAUUUGACUACGGCGAAUGGGGUCGACCGGCUUUUCGAGUCCGUGCUGGAGGACUUCGGCCACUUGGACAUUGUUGUCAAUACGCUCGGAAAGGCUCUGAAGAGGCUGACUCCAUGUUUGCAUGAGUUAGUACCUUUUGACAACAGGGGUGGCGGGGAGUUGGCAAUUCGCAUCCAGGAUCCAUUCCAGGCAACUUUUUUCAUACUACAGGCGGCCGCGCAGCAUGUGGCGGACGACCGGAAGAUCAUGUCGGUUGUCACCGCGUUGCUGGGCACCGUCACGGGCUCUAUACCUCGUACGCCGGCUCCGAAGCACCUGUCGAGCACCUCGCGGAGUCUGCAAGGAACUAGCAGGGCGCCGAGAACGGAGCUGGUCUCCCCACAGUGUUCUUCGAUCCGCAGGAGUCGCGCCAGGCCGAUGGAAUUUCACAAGAGCAACGGUAUGGGCAAUCGCCUGACGGUUGUCAAGAACAUUGCCCCAUUGAUCUGA
Molecule: messenger RNA, 501 nt
Organism: Penicillium chermesinum
Lineage: Eukaryota; Fungi; Ascomycota; Eurotiomycetes; Eurotiales; Aspergillaceae
Exons: 3
Coding region: 1-501 (166 amino acids)
Source: RefSeq, a predicted model, not a curated record